Messenger RNA from Puccinia graminis f. sp. tritici CRL 75-36-700-3, 417 nucleotides. RefSeq lists its product as uncharacterized. The coding region runs from base 1 to 417 and encodes 138 amino acids. The record is from RefSeq and is a predicted model, not a curated record. Lineage: Eukaryota; Fungi; Basidiomycota; Pucciniomycetes; Pucciniales; Pucciniaceae. The transcript is spliced from 2 exons.
AUGGAUAAAUCACGAGAAGAAACGGGACCGCUGAAGGACGAGACGAUGGAUAUGGAGUUCGGAAUCAACCAUUCCCUAGUAGACCUACCACUGAGUUGCGUGUUCAAAGACAAAGAGCCCCCGAUCUUCGCGAUCGCUAUGGAAAAUUAUCAUAGACCUGCCGAUCUUACUGGUAACAAGAAGUUAUCAACCCCUGCGGAUGGUUGUCCUGAGUCUUCGCCGCUUUUGCCACCAGUGGUUUCCAGUUCUUUGAUUUUCAAUCAAAUUAAAGAGCAUCCCAACAGCCCAUCCAAUCGGCAGGAAAUUGUUCAAUACCGAACAUUUACAAAGCUGAUCUCAUCGGUUUCACGGAUCGGUUGUGCUUUGUCGGAUUCACAAUCUCGCGUUGUCGAAACUACCGGCGCGGUGUAUUUGUGA